Messenger RNA from Cadophora gregata, 2056 nucleotides. RefSeq lists its product as uncharacterized. NCBI's taxonomy places the organism in Eukaryota, Fungi, Ascomycota, Leotiomycetes, Helotiales, Ploettnerulaceae. The record is from RefSeq and is a predicted model, not a curated record. The transcript is spliced from 4 exons. Bases 440 to 1480 code for a protein of 346 amino acids.
AUGCAUAUAAAACCAACCUACUGACAUAAUUCUCUUCCUGAUUUGAAGCAGCUAUAAUCUUUCUUGACAUCAAUUUAAGUAAUAGGUGCUGCGUCUCUACUCUUCGUUGCGCUGCUUUUAUGAUUACGGUUACCAGAGUCCGAGCGCCUACGCAACCAACACACUGAAGGUCCUUUAAGCAACAGCCUGUAAGCGAAGAGUAUCUUGACAGCGACAAAUAUGCUGUACAUGAUAGGUCUCGCGGAACAGGGCAGAUCAGGCAGCAGUCUGAGUACCCUUGACCUUCGAGCGGCACCAUUAAAAGUGGAUGUACUGCCCCUGGGGAAUCCCCAGUGCUGCCCCCAUAUUCUGUUCGCAAAUUCUUACCAUCGCAAGAACCUCAUGAGACCCAACCAAUCUACCUUCGAUGUCGUGAAUCACGUCUGUCAACUCGUCAGACAUGAGUCUGUUUAAAAGGCGCUCUCUUCGUCCUGUCCUCCUUGCAUGUGCUGCAGUCGCAUCUUCUAUUCUCUUUUACGCAGCUUUCAUUCUGAGGCCAUGGCACCUUCGUCUCCUGCCUUUCACAUUGCGACCCACCAAUAGCUUACCAAUGACGACGUAUCCAGCUACAUGCGUUACAAUGGCCGACGCAGCAAAGAACAGACAAGUAAACGAUACAAUUUGUGUUGCGCCCACGUCGGGAAUUCUAGCGACGCCUACACACAUUGCCACCCUUUCUGAGUGGAGUUUCGACAAGAGUCGCGAUACAAGAGACUAUUCGCUUACCGCAGAUCAAUGUAAUAUCGCCUUCCCUGGACUGUAUGCCGAGAUCGAGCGAGCAGUGGCAUACCGAAAGAAGAUUGGCAGACUUUCUCCAGAGGAUGUGGAUAUAUCGUGGAGUAAAGAAGGACUUGUCAGAGCUCUCAUUUCAGAUCAACAGCUCUACGUAAUUGAGGAAAAGGUCUCUGGGAGUGAUUACGAUUCUCCACGAGCACUUGCAAUCCUUCACGCUAUCCACCGAGCCAUGAUUACAUCGCCUGCGCCGCUACCAGAAAUCGAAUUUUCUUUCUCGGUAUCGGAUAUUGCAGAUGAACACCACCUUGGAAGAUCAAUCUGGGCAUUAGCCAGGACGGCCUCAGAGCAAGAGAAGUGGCUUAUGUCAGAUUUUGGUUACUGGAGCUGGCCGUUGGAUCUGGUCGGUGGAUAUGAUCAAAUACGGCGAGAAAUUGCCGAUAUAGAAGUGGCUUUUUCUGAGAAGAAGCCACAAGUGGUGUGGAGAGGCGCUGUAAAGACAAACAAAUUUCGCCAAGAUCUGAUCAGGGUCACGAAUGAAAAGAUUUGGGCUGAUGUGAAAGGCAUUUUGUGGAAAGAUGCGACAGAUUUGAGAGCCCAGGAUUAUGGCAAGGCUAAUUCAAUUCCAGAACACUGUCUGUAUCAGUUUCUGAUACAAACUGAAGGUUCGAAACAACUGUUCUGCUCACUUCAUUACCCAAACCCCUGAAUGUCACAAUCACUCACUUUAGUGACAGGACACAGCUAUUCUGGUCGCGGCAAAUAUCUCCAAAAUUGCAACUCCGUUGUCAUUAUUCCAAAAAGAACCUGGAUCGAACCACACCACUCCCUUCUAAGAUCUGGCCAUAAUUUUGUGGAAGUGGAGGAAGACUUCUCCAAUCUGGAAGAAACAAUGGUUAGCUUAUUGGCAGAUCCUGCAAAGGCACAACAGAUCGCGAUCAAUAGCACGGAGACCUUUCGCGACAGGUACUUAACGCCAGCAGCGCAGGCUUGUUACUGGAGGCGCUUGAUAACCAGUUGGGCUGAGGUUAGUUUUGUACCAACUUUGUGGGAGGUGGGGGUAGACGGAGGCCAUAGAAGAGUACGAGGCAUACCAUUCGAAACAUUUGUCAUACAAUCGUUAACGCAGAAGAAAAAUGGUUGUUCUUGGUUCCGCAAACUGUUACUGCAAUGCUAGAAGUAUAAAUAAUUAUGAGUGAAAUUGUCCAUUCUCUAUUAAUGUUCAAAAUUUUGUUUCGUUCGUCACUUUACUACCCAGCUCGUAUCAUGUUCAUCAAAAUGAGAG